Molecule: messenger RNA, 4897 nt
Organism: Hemicordylus capensis (graceful crag lizard)
Lineage: Eukaryota; Metazoa; Chordata; Lepidosauria; Squamata; Cordylidae
Gene: MMEL1
Product: membrane metalloendopeptidase like 1
Exons: 23
Coding region: 836-3157 (773 amino acids)
Biological process (GO): protein processing
Cellular component (GO): plasma membrane
Molecular function (GO): metalloendopeptidase activity
Source: RefSeq, a predicted model, not a curated record
UUUGGGGCGGGAUGCCAUCAAUGCCAUCAAUAAAAAGUAAAUAGAAUGAAUGAGGAGCAUUGGACAUUUUGGUAUUAGUAAGCUCAGAUCAGCGGUGCCUGCUUUGGUGUUUGCUCUCCAUCCAAAUGAUAUCGGCUGCUUUUUGCAAUGGCAAAGACCCGGGAGGAGAUGGACAGCGGCCCCCUUCCUCAUUCCCGGUCCUUGCGGGGGUUUCUCCGAGCCGCCCUGUCUAGCAGCAGCACAAGCCUGAGAUACAGAACUGUUCUGCAGAAGAGGAGCAGAAAAGGAGUAUCCUUGAGCGAGGGAGAGAAGUUGAGUCUGCAGAGGGCGCUGUGCCUUUCUGCUGUUGCUUGCUAUGCUGUGUGAUUGCACACAUACACACACACACACACACACACACAGAGAGACACCAAAACCCUCCUCUUUCUCCCCUCCCUUCCCUGCCUCAGACUCAUUUAUUGAAAGAAGGGGACCGAGAAAGGCUGAGCAGAGAAGUUUGGGGAUGGGCUGGAGGUUGGCAACCCCAUGGCACCCGCAGCCUGCAAGCUCCUCUGACCCCUUCCCAUGCCCCCCAGCUGCUGUCUCUCCGACUAAGGGCAAAGCCAGCCCAGGGGCAUGUCCAGGUCUGGAUUUGCCCCAUUGAUGGGACUUUCUGGAUCUCCGAUGUAGCAGGAAGACCAUUCCAGGCAAACCGGGAGUUCCCUUGCCGGCCUCCUUUUCUUCGCCGGGGUGAAGAAUCCCUCCUUCCACAAACCAAAGAGGUCUCCUCUUUUCGGAUGUGAGAGAGAUCCCCGGCCAUUCACGUGGAGCAAAACCCCGGCUGGAAGAGCGGGAGAUGGAGAAUGAGGUUGGGAAAUCAGUGGAUAACCAAAUGGAUAAAUACAUAGUGACUAUAAUGGGGAAAUCCGAAAGCCAAAUGGAUAUUGUGGAGAAAUCGACUCGAUCUGGGCAGAAGUCCUGGAGUUUUGUAGCUGUCUGCCUGACCGUGCUGCUAGUCCUCAUGACCUGCGCUAUGGCUGCCCUUGCCGUUUUGUACUCCAACAGCAGAGGUGCUCAAGACGGUGACAACCCGGAGAACAUUUGCACCACUCCUGGAUGUGUCACGGCAGCGGCCAGAAUCAUUCAGAACAUGGACCCCACAGCAGAACCUUGCCAAGACUUCUACCAAUACUCCUGCGGGGGCUGGCUCCACCGGCAUGUCAUCCCGGAAACAAGUUCCAGAUACACCAUCUUUGACACACUGCGGGACGAACUGGAGAUUCUUCUCAAAGGUGUGCUGGAGACCCCAGAGCCGGAAGACCGGGAUGCAUUCCAGAAGGCGAAAAUGCUCUAUAGAUCCUGUAUGAAUGAAAGCUUUAUAGAACAAUGUGAUUCAUCGCCUCUGCUAGAGGUCUUGAAUGUGGUUGGAGGCUGGCCAGUAGCUUCUGAAGCCUGGAAGAUCACUAACGAGUCAAACUGGAGUGUGGAAGAGAAGCUCUCUUUGCUGAAUUCUCGAUUUAACACCCGAGUCCUCAUCGAUAUGUUCGUCUGGCAUGAUGACCGGGAUUCCAGCAGAAAUAUAAUUUAUAUUGACCAGCCUGGACUGGGGAUGCCUUCUAGAGAUUACUACUUUAAUGACGGGAACUACCAAAAAGUGAGGGAAGCAUACUUUCAGUAUAUGGUCACCAUUGCCAAAAUGAUCAGAGAAGACAUGAACGGGUCCAAGGAUAACCGCUUUGUCCAAGAAGAAAUGAGGAAAGUGAUGGAGUUUGAGACAGACAUUGCAAACGCUACCGCUUCCGCAGAAGAAAGACAUGACGUGACUCUGCUGUACAACAAAAUGACUCUCACGGAGCUCCAGGAAAGGUUUGAGUUGAAUGAGUUUAAUUGGACACUCUUCAUUCAAGGUGUGAUGUCUUCAGUACACAUUCAGAUCAGCCCUGAUGAGGAGGUGGUUGUACACGGAAUCCCAUAUCUCAAGGACCUGAAAGCCAUCAUCUCCAGCUAUUCCGCCAGCACAAUCCAAAACUACCUGAUUUGGAGAUUGGUGAUGGACAGGGUUGGUGGCUUAAGCCAGCGUUUCAAGGAUGCCCGGGCAAGUUACAAAAAGGCACUUUAUGGAACAAUGCUAGAAGAUGCCCGGUGGCGAGAAUGUGUGAGCUACGUCAACACCAACAUGGAGAAUGCCGUAGGAGCACUGUACGUCAGGGAAACCUUUGCUGGGAAGAGCAAGAGGAUGGUCCGAGACCUCAUUGAAAAAAUCCGUGAAGUGUUUAUCGAGACGCUGGACGAAUUGCCGUGGAUGGAUGGAACCUCCAAAGGGAAAGCUCAGGAGAAGGUGACUGCGAUCAAAGAGCAGAUCGGCUACCCGGAUUACAUUCUGGAAGAUCAGAAUGAAAAAUUGGAUCGGGAAUAUGCGAAUCUGAAUUUCAGUGAGCUUGAAUACUUCAAGAACAUCCUGGAAAACCUCCAGGCCGGGGCUCAGAAAAGCUUGAGAAAGCUUCGGGAGAGAGUUGACCCAGAUGUAUGGCUUAUUGGUGCUGCCGUGGUCAAUGCAUUCUACUCCCCCAACCGAAACCAGAUUGUCUUUCCUGCAGGGAUCCUGCAGCCCCCCUUCUUCAGCAAGCACCAGCCCCAGGCGCUCAACUUUGGAGGGAUCGGGAUGGUGAUCGGGCAUGAGAUCACGCACGGGUUCGACGAUAAUGGACGGAAUUUCGACAAGGACGGAAACAUGUUUGAUUGGUGGAGCGACUUCUCGGCCAAGCAUUUCAAGGAGCAGUCUCGCUGCAUGAUCUACCAGUACGGGAACUACACGUGGGACCUGGCCGGGGGACAAAACGUCAGUGGCAUCAACACAUUGGGAGAGAACAUUGCUGAUAACGGAGGGGUCCGUCAGGCCUACAAGGCCUAUUUAAAAUGGGUGGAAAAGGAAGGGAAGGAACCGAGGUUACCCGGACUGGAUCUGACCCAUGAGCAGCUUUUCUUCCUCAACUUUGCACAGGUUUGGUGUGGUUCCUACCGGCCAGAGUAUGCCAGCCAAUCUAUUAAGACCGAUGUCCACAGUCCGUUGAAAUACAGAGUGAUGGGCUCCUUGCAGAACUUCGAAGCUUUCUCCGAAGCCUUCCAGUGCAAAAAGGGGACCCUCAUGCACCCCGCGGAGAAGUGCAGGAUCUGGUAACCAAAGAGACAUGAGCGGCGUCGGCGUCAGACCGUGGCAGUCUGGAAUGCUGAACCCGUUUGGAUUUUGCCAAUGAUGUGCCUGCUGGUUUAUCUCCCUUCGCCCCCCCUGUCCAAUCACAGCCACGAUUAACGGUGCAGCGCAUGGCAGUAGGGGCAGUCUGGACUCCUGUGGUUCAACCUGGACCGUGACAUGGGUCAUGACAUGUCACCUGUAAGCUACGCUCUGCUUCGGGAGGAAAGAAGAAAAGACUGUUUCUAAAGACGUCGACUGUUAUUAAGAUACAUCAGGGUUUAAAAGAUGAGCUAUUUAAAAAAAAAGAGACAGUUCUAUUUUUCAGCAAGCAGCAUUCAUCUUAGUAUAUGUAUGCAGUCUGGGGAGUUUGCGGAAUGCUCCAAGGUCUCCCUCCCAGCCUUUGAAUUGGUCUUUGUCUACGUGGGGGGGCUCAAUCCACCAGCUCCUGCAAACUAUGCAGCCACUUUCCAGCUCAAAACCAAUUUACACUUUCUAGAACGCAAGCACUCGGGUUUUUCCUCCAUGGAGACAGCUCGAGAUAUUCCAUGGGGUGGUGGGUAACAUCUGGGGGGCAGGAAUGCACAUGGUGGUUUGGGACUACACCCAUAGAGAUGGAAAAGAGGUGAUCGCAUUCCCUGUGUUCACAUUAUUCUGUUGUCCUGACCAUCGCACCUGCAGCAGUCAACGCUUUGGAAAGGUUUUUUAAAAACACACCCAAACUGCUAUAAAACCUUAUUGAUGUCUGAGGAAUUGAAAUGAAAAUUGGCAGGUAUGUUAUCCAAAGAUUCCUCCAUGGACAGAGGGCAAUGAUUUGUUCAUUAGUGACUCUUUCUUCUGUGCAUAAAUAAUUGCAAAGUAAUGGUCAGGGGGUAGGGGUAAAGAAGCCGGCAGAAAGCUGUUGGUAUGAACACGAAUACGCUGAAUAUUUAUAUAGUGCUUUUCAACCAAAGUUUCCAAAGCAGUUGGCGUAGCUAUAAACAAUAAUAGAAAUGAUAUAGAUAUUUUAAAAAUGACUCCCUGUCCCCAAAGGGCUCGCAAUCUAAAAAAGAAAUAUAAGAUCAACACCGGCAACAGCCACUGGAGGGAUGCUGUGCUGGGGACGGAGAGGGCCACUUGCUCUCCCCUUGCUAAAUAAAGAGAAUCGCCACUUUUAAAAGACACCUCUUUGCUCAUUUAGCGGGGGGAGCUGAGCUUUUCCAUGCUUGUCCGUGGAAAAGUUCUCAAAGCUGUUUAUGUAGAAAAAGGAGGAGAAGACAGUAGUUCCCCCCCACCCAAGAGUUUACAAUCUAAACAGAAACAGACAGCCACUGGAGAGAUGCUGUGCUGGGGAUGGAUAAGGCCAGUUGCUCUCCCCCUGCUAAACGAAGAGAAUUGCCACUUUUAAAAGGUGCCUCUUUGCUCAGUCAGCACAACAAUGCUAUCACCUAUUUUCCAUCUCUAGGAGAGUGGACGCCGCCAAAAAUCACUAGGAGCGUUCAUCCCGAGAUUGUACCAACAGGUAAAAUGUGUGGGCCUGGCUGAUGGACUAAGAUCGAUUGGUGAUUUUUGCCCUGUGCCUCUGGUGGUGCCCUCUACCCUCCAUACAGCCUAAUGUAAAAUGGCGCGCUAUGCUACCAUAACCCCAACACCUUGUAUUGUGACAACUUCUUGUAAAAGGUUGCAACGUGUCCGGGCAUUUCAUCCGGCGAGCUGUUCCAUUCGCUGUAAAAGUGAUGCUACAAUCCA